GAGAACGCACCACAUGAUCGUUCGCUAUCUGCGGAGACUUUUUAAAUGCGCCAAGAUGCCGGUGAUUGUGAUUCUUGGAGCUACGGGAGUGGGUAAAUCUCAACUAUCUAUCGAAAUAGCUUCGAGGUUCAAGGGUGAAGUAAUCAGCGCCGAUUCGAUGCAAGUGUACAAAAAUCUCGAUGUCACGACGAAUAAAGUAACGGCUGAGGAAAUGGCCGGAGUGCCGCAUCACAUAAUAGACUUCGUGGACCCAGUGGAUUCGUUCACCGUGGUAGACUUCAGGAAUCGCGCUCUGCCAAUCGUGGAGCGUCUGCGGGAAUCCGGAAAAAUACCCGUGAUCGUUGGCGGAACGAACUAUUACAUCGAGUCGAUUCUAUGGGACACGCUUGUCGAUCCCGAAAGCAUCCCAGGGAGCGACUUCGCGGCCUCGACGCAAAUGUUUCCAGGAUGCGAUGAAUCUUCAGAGAGUCUCCACGCGCGUCUGAAGGAAGUCGAUCCCGAAAGAGCCAAUGAGCUUCAUCCUGGCGAUCGACGGAAAGUCCUACGGAGUCUGGAUAUCUAUGCUCGGAAGAAGAAACCACACAGCGAGUUCCUCAAGCAGCAAGCGAAAGCAGGCGGUCUCUUGGGCGGGCCAUUGAGAUACGAUAAGGCAUUAAUGCUCUUGAUAAAGAGCGAUCAAUCAGUCUUGGAGGAACGGCUCGACGCGCGAGUGGAUAAAAUGAUUGAGAGAGGCCUCAUCAAGGAGAUGUUGGACUUCCACAAGCAAUUCAACGAGUCACGACCGAAGCAUGAUUACGAGCUGGGGAUUUUCCAGUCAAUCGGAUUCAAGGAAUUUCAUAAAUAUCUAAUCUCUUCUGAUGAAUUCCGGGAGUCAGAAAAAGGGAAAAAGGCGUUCCAAGCCAGUUUGUGGCUGAUGAAGCAGCGCACCAAGAGAUAUUCCAAGGAACAGAUGAAGUGGAUAAGGAGAAGAUUCCUGCAAGCUCCCGGGAGAGGAGUACCUCCGGUCUACGAAUUAGAUGCGACCGAUCUAGAGAGGUGGAAUGAGAAUGUCCGGGAUGUCGCCCUCGAAAUCGUGGAAGACUUCCUCAACAAUGUCGAAACGCCGAGACACAAACCCGUCGAGAUUCGAGAGGUCGAGAGGGAACCGGUUUCCCAACGCGUGUGCGAAUGCGGGACGAUUUGCAUGAAUCAAAGCUCAUGGGAAGCUCACCUGAAGUCGAGACAACAUCACAGAAAGAAGAAAAAGCUCGAAGAGCAGAAAAAUUCGGAUCCAGACGCGGGCCCGAAACGUCUGCGAGUCCUGAAAGAAUCAAAGCAGAGCGGAGACGGAGAAAAGUCAUCAGCAGAUUUGAGCGAGCAGGUCAAGGAAGCUGGAAACUGCGCUUGA
This is a messenger RNA of Galendromus occidentalis (western predatory mite), 1387 nucleotides long. Its product is annotated as tRNA dimethylallyltransferase. Gene Ontology annotation, molecular function: tRNA dimethylallyltransferase activity. NCBI's taxonomy places the organism in Eukaryota, Metazoa, Arthropoda, Arachnida, Mesostigmata, Phytoseiidae. Gene Ontology annotation, cellular component: mitochondrion. Gene Ontology annotation, biological process: tRNA modification. The transcript has 8 exons. The record is from RefSeq and is a predicted model, not a curated record. Bases 14 to 1387 code for a protein of 457 amino acids.